Molecule: messenger RNA, 702 nt
Organism: Nematolebias whitei (Rio pearlfish)
Lineage: Eukaryota; Metazoa; Chordata; Actinopteri; Cyprinodontiformes; Rivulidae
Product: PAX3- and PAX7-binding protein 1
Biological process (GO): positive regulation of transcription by RNA polymerase II; mRNA splicing, via spliceosome
Cellular component (GO): nucleus
Molecular function (GO): DNA binding
Source: RefSeq, a predicted model, not a curated record
UCUCUGGACUGCAUCAAAUACCGUUUUGAAGUGUGGAGGAGAGAAUACCCUGACUGCUACCGAGACGCUUACAUCGGCCUUUGUCUGCCCAAGCUCUUCAACCCUUUAGUUCGACUGCAGCUCAUUACCUGGAACCCUCUCCAGGAGUCGUGUCCGACCUUUGAGUACAUGCUGUGGUUCGAGUCUCUUCUGUUUUUUGGUUUUGAGGAGCACACCACGCUACAAAAAGAUGAGGACAUCGGCUUGCUGCCUGCUAUUGUAGAGAAGGUCAUCCUCUCCAAACUGUCAGUGUUGGUAGAGCAAGUGUGGGACCCGCUGUCAAGCAGUCAGACCGCCAGGCUGGUGGGCUUCAUUCACAGACUCAUUGAAGGAUAUCCAACUGUGGUGCAAGGGGACAACCAAUACACACAGGAGCUUUUAAAAACUAUAGUUUUACGGACCCGACGAGUUCUGGAUGAAGACGUCUUCCUUCCACUCUACCCCAAAAAUGUGAUGGAGAACAAGAAUAGCGGGGCCUAUCUUUUCUACCAGCGCCAGUUCUGGUCCUGUGUGAAGCUGCUAGGCAACAUCCUGCAGUGGGACGGCAUCCUCUCCUAUUCCUGUCUGAAGGAGUUGGCUCUGGACAGCACGCUUAACAGAUACAUCCUCUCUGCGCUGCAGACCACAGAUAUAGGAGAAGAAAAUGUUCAGAAGUGCCAGAAG